Molecule: messenger RNA, 1186 nt
Organism: Rubroshorea leprosula
Lineage: Eukaryota; Viridiplantae; Streptophyta; Magnoliopsida; Malvales; Dipterocarpaceae
Source: the annotation of a GenBank genome assembly
ACCCAUUUUCCGGCCGGAAAUUCGGUAAAGCUUGGGGAUUUCUCCCUAUUUUCUUGUCUUAGAACACCUGUUAAACCCAGAAAAUCCCAAAUCUGCGUCUUCCUCCCUCUGUUGUCCGUCGGCUUCAACUUGUGGGUUUGAAAUUUCUGGGUGUUUUUCGCCGUGAGUUUUCCCCCAUGGGUCCCGUGGACUUCCUCACCAACCAAGCUCGCGUUCUGCUGGCUGGAAUUCUGGUUUUGAUCGUUCUGUCACCGUGGCACUUGGGUUAGCCUUUUGUUCUGUGCGAGUGAGGUAAGUAAAUCAUGGUAAAGCCCUUCGAUUUUAAAGCAUGUUUUAAACUGUUUUUGAGAUGGUGGCAAGGUUUAAAUUGAUUUUAAAUUGAUUUUAUCAGCAUCUGAAUAUGAUUAAACUGAAAUGGAAAUUGUGAUGGUUUUUAUGAGAAUUUCAUUGUUUUCUGGAAUUGAGCAUGAUUGGAAUGAAAUUGUUUUCGUUGCAUUGAGUAGAGCAUGCCUAUUUGGAAAUUGACUGAACUGUUUUGAUGAACUGAGAGUUUUGUAAAUUCUGAUUUUUCUGUUAAAUCCAUGCUCACAUGGAGAUUUUCCGUAACAAGCUCAAGCUAAAUGUUAUUAGUUUGGUCCCCAAUCUCCCUGCACAUGGACAAGGGGAGGCCAAGAAACUCCUCACUCACUAUCUCGAAAUCAGCAUCUCUGCUCUCCAUUCUAAUCUCCCUGCCAUUGAUAUUGUUGAACUCGUUGUACGUUAAUCUCUUCGUCUCUGUCUCUAUUUCCGUCGUCCCCUGCUUUUUCUUCUUGAAAGACAAGUACUCAAUUCCUACUUUUUUCCUUAAAAAUAGCAGACGUGGUGAGAGAACUAGAAACGGAUCCUUUGUUCAAUUCCAGCCAUGGAUCUGCACUCACAGCCAAAGGAACGUUGGAAAUGGAGGCAAGCAUUAUGGACGGGAACAAAAGAAGGUGCAGCGUCGUAUCCAGUGUAACCACCGUGAAGAACCCAUCUCUCUUGCUCGUCUUGUGAUGGAAAAAUCACCACAUUCCUACCUAGCCUUCUCCAAUGCGGAAGAGUUCGGCCAGGAACAGGUUGAAAUACAUAAAUCUAAAUUUGAAAUGCAUAAGAUUGGAAGAGAAUUUGAAAUACAUGGAUUUUAAAGUAAUGAAAUACACAAUUCUAA